AUGUCUGCUCCUGGAGUAGACUACUACAAGGUCCUCGAAGUGAGCGACAAAGCAACUCAGCAACAAAUACGCGACGCCUACAAGAAACAAGCCCUCAAACACCACCCCGACCGCGUCGCGUCCGACAGCCCCGAGCGUGCCGCUCGCACAAAGCGCUUCCAGCAAAUAAAUGACGCCUACUACACGCUCUCGGACCCCACGCGUCGCCGCGACUACGACUCCGCCCGCAGCUACCAGUCCUUCACCAGUUCUGGCCCUGACACGCCCGAUUUCGAAGAAGAAAUUCCCCGCCAGAAUAAUGCUGGUGGUGGUACCUUCGGCGGCUUCCCUUGGUCCGCCUUCGGCUUCGGCAGCGCGCCUGCGGGCGACACAGAGGACUCGCACAACCGUUUUUCCCAAGAUCAGUUCGGCGGGGUGUUCGAAGAGAUGCUGCGGGAGGAAGGUAUGGCUGAGGGCGCGGACGCGCAUCCGACGGGCAAGUUCUGGAGCAUGAUUGGAGGCGCGAGCGGCGCGGCUAUGGGGUUCAUAGUUGCGAAUGUCCCGGGGAUGGUGGCGGGUGCGGUGGCGGGGAAUAGGCUAGGUGCGGUGAGGGAUGCGAGGGGAAAGAGUGUGUACAGUGUGUUUCAGGAGUUGCCGCAGUCGGACAAGGCAAGGUUGUUGAGUGAUCUUGCGGCGAAGGUGUUUGCACAUGCGGUGGGGUCGUAG
Molecule: messenger RNA, 705 nt
Organism: Didymosphaeria variabile
Lineage: Eukaryota; Fungi; Ascomycota; Dothideomycetes; Pleosporales; Didymosphaeriaceae
Exons: 4
Coding region: 1-705 (234 amino acids)
Source: RefSeq, a predicted model, not a curated record